AUGCGAAGAUCAUCAUUUGUCCUUCUAAGUGUAUUCUUAUCAAUAGUUCAUGCAGCAAAUAUUCCGCUAAAAAUCCCAGAAGUGUCGAUCAAUAAAACGCAUAUGCCAAUUUCUGGUUGCAUUUUCUCAGUCCAUAAACAAGGCCCAGGAGGUGAAGCUGUCUCAGGAAUAAGCUUGAACUCUGAACUUUAUUAUCAAAUUAAAUGCAAACCUGAAGAAGGAUAUUGUUUACACGUUGGUAAUUGCACUGUAAGUGGUGAAGGAAAAGAGCCAUAUCGUAUCAUUGAUGAAAAUGGUUGUACAAAAGAACCUAGUUUAUUUGAGCAUGUACAAUAUGAAGACGAUUUUACGGCAGGCAUCUAUAAUCCGAUACCGAUCAGGUUUCGAGGAUCCAGUUCCGCAGUGCAAUUUUUCUGCGUUACAACAUAUUUACCAUCGGCAAAUGGGAAAUGUGAGCAUAAAUUAUGCACCUGGAAUGAAUACACCACUAAGAUUAAUUUAAAAGGUAUGUAA
This is a messenger RNA of Dracunculus medinensis (Guinea worm), 513 nucleotides long. NCBI's taxonomy places the organism in Eukaryota, Metazoa, Nematoda, Chromadorea, Rhabditida, Dracunculidae. The record is from the annotation of a GenBank genome assembly.